AUGAGACUGGCCGCGCUGCUCCUGACGGCCUUUGCUGGCCUGGCCAAUGGCCUCGCCUCGACUGACACCAUCACCUGGGGUGGUGACAACUCCAGAGCCGGAUACCAGACGAACCAUAACAUGGACCCCUCUGUCGUCGGGAGCUCCUCGUUUGGCCAGUUGUUCCAGACCAAGCUUCCUGGCUUCUAUGCCGACGCUGCUGAGCAAAUCUUCUCUCAGCCUCUCGUCUACACCCCCAGCAGCGGCACAAAGCAGUAUGUCUACGUGGCCACCACGCAGAACAAUGUGUACAAACUCGAUGCCAAGACGGGCGAGAUCAUUGCCUCGAGAAGUCUUCACAUCCCAUUCCUGGCUGCAGACCUCGAUGGAUGCGUUGACAUCAACCCCAGCAUUGGAAUCACGGCCACCGGUGUCAUCGACCCUGAUACAGACACUCUCUACUACACCGCCAAGACAUAUGCCGACCAAAGCAAGCUUAACAUACCGCAAGGCCGCGAUGCUGGCAGAUACUAUAUCCACGCCCUGGACGCCAAUGAUCUUACCGAGAAGCCCAACUUCCCCGUUCCCAUCGAUGGAGUCAUUGCCCGCAACAACAAUGUGCGCAUGUUCACCGGCGGCAUCCACCUCCAGCGAACGGCACUGCUUCACACCGGCCAGUACAUCUAUGCUGGGUUUGCUUCGCACUGCGUCCAGUACAACUUUACCGGCUGGAUCAUCGGCUGGGACAAGGCCACUGGUAAGAUAGUCGAGCACUAUGCCAUGGAGGGCAAAGGCAUCCCCAACGACGUCAAGGGCGCCGGCCUCUGGAUGUCUGGCGGAGGCAUUGCUUCUGAUGAUGCUGGUUCCAUCUGGUACGCUACAGGCAACGGCUACGCGUCUCAGCUGGCCAAUGUCCCCGUCAAGGGAUUCAACCCGCCCACUUCGCUGGAAGAGGCUGCCGUGCAUAUGACAAUCAACAGUGAUGGCUCUCUGAACCUGGUUGACUUCUUCAUGCCUUGGGAGAAGCAGGCCUUGGACGGUGCCGACAAGGACCUCGGGACGAGCCCUCUCGAGAUUCUCCCCAGUGAAUUUGCCUGCGGAGACGUCAAGCGCAUCGGCGUCGUCACUGGCAAAAGCGGCAAAACCUACUGGCUCAACUUGGAUAACCUGGGUGGCUACAGAAACGGGCCCAACAACCUGGAUGAUGCUAUCCAGACCUACCAGAAUGACAACUCGGUCUACGCCGGUGCCGGAGUCUACCCCCUCGAGGGCGGCUACAUCUACAUCAACGUGAUCCAGCACCCUUCCAACGUCUUCAAGUUUUCUUGUACCAACGGCGUUCCGUCGUUUACCAAAGUUGCCACGACUCCUGAGACGAAUGCGUACGUCCUCGGCGUCAGCCAUGGUACCACCACAUCCCUCAACGGCCAGCCCGGCACUGGCCUUCUCUGGGUGACUGACGUCCAAGGCUUGAACUUGCGCAUCUACGACGCUGUCCCCAAGGAUGGCGUGCUCAACAUGAUCAACUCGUUCAACAUUCCUGGCGUCAUGAAGUUUACCCGGCCCGUAUUCGGAGACGGCAUCGUGUACGUUGGCACCAACCAGGGGCAAUUCUAUGCCUUUGGCUCUCCUGUAAAAUCGCCCCUCAACUGCACUUCGCCGGUUGCCUUUGGUAAUGUCAACCUCAGAACGUCCAGCGACUCUCAAGAGGUGAAAUGUACGGCUCUGAUUGAUGUCCGCGUUACGGGCAUCGCACUCGACUCGACCAAGGACUACAAGAUUUCUGGCAUUCCUACGACACCUCUCGAACUGACCGAGGGCGAUUAUUUCACCCUCCAGGCCAAGUUCACCCCCACCGCUGUUGGACUCAUCUCAAACGACAUUGUCGUCAACACGACGAAUGGUGUUGCUGGCUUCAGCUCCAAUACCCACGCUCGACUGACUGGAACCGGCCAAAGCCCAGGCGCUCUCUUGUCUGUCGCCCCAACAACGAUUACGUUUCAGGGUGUGGUUACUGGGGAGAAUCCAGAUGGCGUCGCGGAGACCCUGAUUCUCAACAACCUCGGGAACGAGCCCCUGGCCAUCCAGAGCAUUCUGUAUUCAUCCACCAGUGGACGUGGCCCUUGGGAAACAUGGAAUGGCCCGGGAAAUCUGACAGUUGGCAAGUUUGUCUUCCAAAAGAUUCCUUCCUCUCUUGGUCCCAAGGACAGCACCGCCAUUCAGAUCCAAUUCGAUGGCUCUAACGGAGGCACCUUUUCUGCCUUUGUCACCUUUGUCUCCAACGGCGGCAACCAGACGGUCUCGAUUGCAGGCUCUUCCGGCCCUGCUGCCGUUGCACUGCUCGAGUUCCAGCGCCCUGAUGGAUCUGGCUGGACAAAGUAUGUCAACGGCACUCCAUUUACCUUUGGCAAUGUGACUGAGAACAACGGCCGUUCCCUCAAGUUCCGCAUUACCAACGCCGCACCUGAGGGAGGCGUCAAUCUUUCUCUCACUGUCUCCAAGCCCCCCUUUGGUGCUACCGGUCUUGUCAGAGCCCUUAACCAGAUUGACCUGGCAGAGGGCACGUCACUGGCUCCAGGAGAGAGCGCGAAUGCGACACUCAGUUGCACUGUUCCCAAGUCCCAGUGGAACGUCGACCCUUACAAUGGCACUGCGCAGUGGACUCUGAACACCAACGAUCCGAGCCUGGGAAAGCAAUUCGUCCAAUUCUUUUGUCGAGCCGUGUCAGAGCAGGCUCCUCCUCUGCUGCCUGACGGUGACCAGGGACGUUAUCGAUAUGUUGGAUGCUUCAAGGAGGACAAUCCCGGCCGCCAGCUCUCCGAGCAGCUAUACGGAGCGGAUGACAACACCAAUGCCAUGUGUAUCUCUGCUUGCGCCGAGAAGAAGUAUGCCUACUGCGGUACUCAGUAUCAUACCGAGUGCUGGGGCGGCAACACCAUUCCCAGCCUCCAGGUUGACGACUCCAACUGCAACUACUACUGCGGCGGAGAUAUCAACCAGGUGUGCGGUGGGAACGGUGACGGCGCUGCGGCCUACAUUUCACUGUUUGCUGAUUCUCUUCAGCCCGAUGAUGGAUCGACCUCCCCCCCUUCAUCCGGUGGUCCUGUUGUUAACCCCGGCGUUGAUGGUUAUGCAAGCAUUGGAUGCUAUACCGAAGCCACUGAGGCGCGUGCUCUCCCCAACUGGGCGGGCACCGAUGAGCAGACCGUGGCAGAGUGUGUUGGCGCUUGCAAAGCUGGUCACUAUGUAUAUGCGGGCAUUGAAUACGGCGGAGAGUGCUGGUGUGGCGACUCAUUCAACGAUGGCUCAGUUCCUGCUCCCAUCUCGGAGUGUGGAAUGACUUGCAACGACAACUCGACCGAGUACUGCGGAGGCCCGAACCGUCUCAACGUCUACAAGCUUGAUAUCACUGUCAUUUCUACGACUGCGUCCACCUCUGUUGGUAGAGCCACCACGACUGCUCCCCAGAGUGAGACUGAGACGAUAACUGCUACCACUACGGCACUUGACACCACCACGGCCACUUCUCCCACAGCCGUUGCUUCCAGCAGCCCAACUCCUACCGGCCCUGUUGUCAACCCCGGGCAGCAUGGUUAUUCAAGCAUUGGGUGCUACACCGAAGCUACGGACGCUCGUGCUCUCGCCAACUACGUCGAGACGGAUGAUAAGACGGUUGGUGACUGCCUGGGGGCGUGUAGCACAUAUCAAUAUGUCUAUGCCGGCCUCGAGUAUGGCGGAGAGUGCUGGUGUGGUGAUUCCCUCGGCAAGGGAUCCAUUCCCGCAUCGAUCGAGGACUGCAGCAUGACUUGCAACGGCAACUCGACCGAGUUUUGCGGUGGCCCGAAUCGACUCAACGUUUACAAACUGACCAGGUUGCCCAUGUCCACGACUACGAUAUCUUCAGCUGCAACUUCGGCCCCCUCGGUCCCGACGCCGACUGGCCCAGCCAUCAAGCAGCAUGUCAGAGACUAUAGCUUCCAGGGGUGCUUCGAGGAGCCGGUGGAUGCCCGGGCCAUUAUUGAGCAAAUGUAUGCGGAUGAUUCAAUGUCGCUCGAGGCUUGCGCCGACUUCUGCAAGGGGUACACUUACUUUGGCACCGAGUACGGCCGAGAGUGCUACUGUGGCAACGUUUUGAAUGAGGGCAGCAAGAAGGCAGCUAACCAGGAUGACUGCUCGUUCCCCUGUGCUGGCAACGAUAAGGAGUUGUGCGGCGCUGGAUCUCGGCUCGAGCUGUACAAGGGCAACAAGAACUUUACCUAUUACGGCUGUCUGUCGGAACCUUCGGCGGGCAAGCUGAUGGACAACCAGGCGUAUAACAACGACACCGCGAUGACGCCCCAGAUGUGCCUGUUGCACUGCUCAGAGUACAAGUACGCGGGCGUUGAAUAUGGGCAGGAGUGCUGGUGCGGCGAUUCGCUGAAUCUUGCCGGCUGGGAGGGUGCUGUGCCAGGCAAGAACGUGACGGGUUCUGAGUGCGACGUUGUGUGUCCUGGGAACUUGACAGAGUACUGUGGUGCUGGGAAUCGGCUGCAGCUGUAUGUCAAGAGGACGGAGUUUGAGGUCCGGUAGACGAGGAUUUGGGGGGUAGACUUGCGAGGUGCGUGAAACGGGGUUGGUGAUUUGAAUAUAGGGAACAGUAUGUUUUAUUCUGGGUAAUAUUAUGGUGUUAUAGAACUUGCUUACAACGGUGGAACCGAUCUCUUGUAGAUUCAAUAAGUAUAUGU
Trichoderma reesei QM6a is the source of this 4703-nucleotide messenger RNA. RefSeq lists its product as uncharacterized. Gene Ontology annotation, molecular function: protein binding. The coding region runs from base 1 to 4548 and encodes 1515 amino acids. The transcript has 4 exons. NCBI's taxonomy places the organism in Eukaryota, Fungi, Ascomycota, Sordariomycetes, Hypocreales, Hypocreaceae. Gene Ontology annotation, cellular component: plasma membrane. The record is from RefSeq and is a predicted model, not a curated record.